This is a messenger RNA of Solea solea (common sole), 2869 nucleotides long. Its product is annotated as elongation factor 1-alpha-like. Gene Ontology annotation, biological process: translation; translational elongation. Bases 74 to 1459 code for a protein of 461 amino acids. Gene Ontology annotation, molecular function: GTPase activity; translation elongation factor activity; GTP binding. The record is from RefSeq and is a predicted model, not a curated record. The transcript has 8 exons. Lineage: Eukaryota; Metazoa; Chordata; Actinopteri; Pleuronectiformes; Soleidae.
AGCUAUGAGUCAGGUUAGAGAGAACAGAAGAGGGCAGGUAUCCAUCACCUCCAUUUGGCAACAAUAAAUCAAAAUGGGAAAGGAGAAGAUCCACAUCAACAUCGUGGUCAUUGGCCAUGUCGACUCCGGCAAAUCCACGACCACCGGCCACCUGAUCUACAAGUGUGGAGGAAUCGAAAAGAGAACCAUCGAGAAGUUUGAGAAGGAAGCCGCUGAGAUGGGCAAGGGCUCCUUCAAGUACGCCUGGGUGCUGGACAAACUGAAGGCCGAGCGUGAGCGUGGUAUCACCAUUGACAUCGCUCUGUGGAAGUUUGAGACCGGCAAGUACUAUGUGACCAUCAUUGAUGCUCCUGGACACAGGGAUUUCAUCAAGAACAUGAUCACUGGAACAUCUCAGGCUGACUGCGCCGUGCUGAUCGUUGCUGCCGGUGUUGGUGAGUUCGAGGCUGGUAUCUCCAAGAACGGCCAGACCCGUGAGCACGCCCUGCUGGCCUACACCCUCGGCGUGAAGCAGCUCAUUGUCGGAGUCAACAAGAUGGACUCCACCGAGCCCGUUUACAGCCAGAAGCGUUUUGAGGAAAUUAGCAAGGAAGUGAGCGCUUACAUCAAGAAGAUCGGUUACAACCCAGCCACUGUUGCCUUUGUGCCCAUCUCUGGGUGGCAUGGAGACAACAUGCUGGAGGCCAGUGACAAGAUGAGCUGGUUCAAAGGAUGGAAGGUUGAGCGCAAAGAUGGUAAUGCCAAUGGAACAACCCUGCUGGAGGCUCUGGAUGCCAUCCUGCCCCCCUCCCGCCCCACAAACAAACCCCUGCGUUUGCCCCUGCAGGAUGUUUACAAAAUUGGGGGUAUUGGAACUGUUCCCGUCGGACGUGUUGAGACCGGUGUCCUGAAGCCUGGUACAAUCGUGACGUUUGCGCCCCCUGAACUCACCACUGAGGUGAAGUCUGUGGAGAUGCACCACGAGUCUCUGACUGAGGCUCUCCCCGGAGACAACGUCGGCUUCAACAUCAAGAACGUGUCCGUCAAGGAGCUCAAACGUGGCUUUGUGGCCGGUGACAGCAAGAAUGACCCACCCAAGGGGGCUGACAACUUCACUGCUCAGGUCAUCGUCCUGAAUCACCCUGGCCAGAUACAGCCAGGUUACAGCCCUGUGCUGGAUUGCCACACUGCUCACGUCGCUUGCAAAUUCAGGGAAUUCCUCCAGAAGAUUGACCGUCGUUCUGGGAAGGUCCUUGAAGAAAGCCCCAAGAUACUCAAGUCUGGAGACGCAGCCAUUAUUAACCUGUUUCCUAGUAAACCCAUGUGUGUUGAGAGCUUCUCCGAAUAUCCUCCACUUGGUCGCUUUGCCGUGCGAGACAUGAGGCAGACCGUGGCCGUCGGUGUCAUCAAGAAAGUCGAAAAGAAAUCUGCAACUGCAGCAAAGGUCACCAAGGCUGCAGUUAAGGCUCAGAAGAAAUGAUCUUUAAUUCUGGGUGUCCGACAACGGGGCCACAUUAGGAUUUAUCUCAACAUUUUUCACUGGAUGCAUAGAUCAUGGUGGAGCCAACUGGAAUGGCUUCAGCCACUAAAAACAUUUGUUCUGUAUAGGGAAAACUAAUGUGAUAAUUGGAUUCAAAUCAAAGCAAUAAAAAAAGCCUUUAAUCACACCAAAUGAAGACCUUUCUUUGUUAUCCGAUUAACCUUUUCUAAAUUUUUUGAUUCUGAUGCUUCACUGUACAUGUUCCUACUCUGAUUCAUACACGUAAUGAUGAAGAAACGUAACACCUCACUCUCUUGAUCUGUGAACUUUAAUUGAGGACAUGUUUUGUGUGCAUUUUCUCGGUACAUUUAAAGCAAAAACAGGCACUUUUUUUGCCUUAAACUUGUCAUUGUGAUGUUAACACUGACUGCAGUGUACUGCAACUGUGAUAGUGUAAUUACUUGGCCUCCGGGUAGGGGCGUUGCAACAGUGGAGGAGAGACAGAGGGAUUUUUUUUUUCUCAGCUCCAAAUGUUAACUUAACAAGCCUUUUUGAAAGUGCCUGACAUAAUUUCCUCUAAUAAUUAUAAUAAUAGUUUCCAGCAUGCUGUGCAGCUCAAAGUUCUCCAUCACAGCCCAAAUUAUAUAAAAAACUGAUUAAAAGAGAGACUGGAGUAAAAGAUGCAACAUAGUAACCACCCUAACAGUUGUGUUGUUUUUCUAAUUUUAUUGUGAAUGAGACUUUAGGCUGCUUUUUAAAGUCCAGAUAUUUUCCUGAAACUGUCCUGAAGGGGCUGGACAUGCAAAUAUCUCCAAACGUCAUGGUGGAUUUUUAUGUGAAUUCUCCUGCUGACGGCUGCCCCCAAGUGGCAGAAUUUGGGUGAUACGUCGCUGUCCGUUCAAUUUAAAAUGGUUUGAUAUUUGCUUGAAUAUAUGCAUAAUUUGUUUUAGUGGUUGAAUGUUAAUUCAACCACUUGAUAAAUUAAUAUAAAAUAAAAUAAAAAAUUGUUAUUUAUGUUGAUGGGUAGUUAAGCACUUUUUGUGCACCUUGACCUUUUGUGAAGCCCAGCCAUCAUAACCACACGCACGUGUUGUUAAAGUGAAGUGGAUUUAUGUAUCCCCACGUUCAUGUAAUAGUUAGUACCCUCGUAUGUAGAAGCUCUUUAGCCAAAAUGAUAUUUUGAAUGCUAAAAUAUAAUUAUUAUUGUUAUUGUUUCACAAAAAAGGGGGAAUUAAGGUGUCAAAUUAUAGUUAUUUAGUUGCAUUCCUGAGCAGAAAAAUUUGCUUUAGUGGUUGAAUGUUGUGCUUGAUUCUUUUGACCUCUCAGAGAAGGAGUCCAGUGAGCUGACUCACAUUUGGGUAUAAAAAGGUGAAUUCAGUUUGAUAUUUGCCAAAUAAAUAAAUAACAUUU